AUGAAAACGUCGAGCAGGGACAUCCCGUCCAUAACCAGAGUGACUGUCACAUCCGAAGACAUACUGACGUGCGGUCAGUGUUCCAAGGUGUUCGUGUCGCUGGACGAGUUGUCCGCACACGAACGCGUCCACGACGAGCAACGGGAACAGCUGGAACAGCAGUCGCAGACGGUCGCGACGACGAUUGCACCGCCGUCGGCGUCUGUGAUUACGUCGACGUUCACGUGUGAACAGUGCAACAAAAAGUUCACGUCGAAAUUGCAACUGUCCGCGCACAUAGGCAACAACUGUUCGGACGGCGUUGACCGGCAGUGCCCGUACUGCGGCAAGCAGUUCCGGUCGGUGGCCACGCUGGAGAACCACAAGCGGGUUCACACCAGGGAAAAACCGUUCGCUUGCGAGCUGUGCGGCAAGGCGUUCCGGACCAAGGGCAAUCUGCUCGAGCACAAGCGCGUGCACAACAACAGCCUGUGGCUGAUGAAGAGCAACGCGAAGAUGACGACCGACGCCGGUGCGGGCGGCGGCGACCAGCGGUUCCAGUGCACGUACUGUUCGAAACCGUUCCGCACGUACACGGCCAUGUUGAACCACGAGCGCGUGCACACCCGCGAAAAGCCGUUCGAGUGUUCCGAGUGCGGCAAGUGUUUCCGCACCAAGUCCAACCUGACGGAGCACAUGAAGGGCUGCCACGACAUGGACUCGGCCGCUUGUGGCUCGGACGAAGUGCAAGUGUUCACGUUCAAGACCCAUUCGACGAUGGUUACCCCCAAAGCCGAGCCGGAGUCGGCGUGA
Molecule: messenger RNA, 792 nt
Organism: Macrosiphum euphorbiae (potato aphid)
Lineage: Eukaryota; Metazoa; Arthropoda; Insecta; Hemiptera; Aphididae
Source: the annotation of a GenBank genome assembly